Messenger RNA from Acanthamoeba castellanii str. Neff, 615 nucleotides. RefSeq names its product cupin superfamily protein. Gene Ontology annotation, cellular component: intracellular anatomical structure. NCBI's taxonomy places the organism in Eukaryota, Discosea, Longamoebia, Acanthamoebidae. The coding region runs from base 1 to 615 and encodes 204 amino acids. The transcript has 2 exons. The record is from RefSeq and is a predicted model, not a curated record.
AUGCAUACCACCACAAGAAACCACGCCCUCGUUCUGCUGAUCGUGCUGACCUGCGUCCCGCUCUACUCAGCCGCCAAGCGGUGCUCCGAGCCGACGUGGGAGCAGCUGCGGGACCACUUCGGCCUGGAGCCGCACCCCGAGGGGGGCUUCUUCGUGGAGACCUACCUGGCCAACGGCUCCAUCCCCGUGUCGGUCCUGCCCGACCACUUUGCCGACUCGCCCGACACCCGGCCCUACUCAACCGCCAUCUACUACCUGCUGCGGGCCGGGCCGGCCUACGACGACCGGUCGCACUUCCACAUGCUGGCCAUGGACGAGGUGUGGCACUUCUACCUGGGCGGCCAGCUGACCAUCGUGCUGCUCCACCCGGCCGAUGGCAGCGUCGAGGUGGUCAAGCUGGGCCGCAACGUGCUCCACGACGAGACUGUGCAGUUCGUGGUGCCGGCGCAGACCUGGUUCGGGGCCUUCGCCUCGGGCGGCAACUACGCCUUCAUCGGCAACACCAACGCGCCGGGCUUCGUCUACCAGGACUGGCAGCUGGGCAACAAGACCGCGCUCCUCGAGGAGUUCCCCGAUGCCGCGGAUUGGAUCGAGAUGCUCGCCCUGGCCGAGUGA